This is a messenger RNA of Mercenaria mercenaria, 6978 nucleotides long. RefSeq lists its product as uncharacterized. Lineage: Eukaryota; Metazoa; Mollusca; Bivalvia; Venerida; Veneridae. Bases 375 to 4211 code for a protein of 1278 amino acids. The transcript is spliced from 8 exons. The record is from RefSeq and is a predicted model, not a curated record.
CUGUCUACUGUCUAAACAAGAUAUCAGAUUCACGUCUGUCGGCCUGGUAUUGAUUCACCUCUCGUGUAUUGUUAAUGUCGGCUCAAACAUGGAGAAAACUGCCGUCUUUAUAGCCGCUAGUGUCUCUGCGUCUACAUUCUGAAUUUUAAUCAUUUUUUUUUUUUCAUAUUACCAGGACUUAUUAUUAAGGAUGAUUUGAAAGUGUUAUAUUCAUAAUAUUCAGGGCCUGGCUUUUACUUUCACAUCUUUAAGAUGUAAGAUUUUUUUCUUAUGUGUGCCAGUUACCUUUAGGGCAAUAUUUUGGUAUUUUCCUGUGAAAAAUGUAUUCUGGAGGUUAAGAAAGCUUCCGUCAGUUAGGUGCAGAGGCUGUACACAUGAUACAAGUAGUCCCCCAUGAACAGAUAUACAACAACAAAAAAGGAAGCUGUAAUGGACUCAAAAUGACUGAUAUUUUAAAGCACACUGUUCACUUCAGUAACAACGUUAUAAUACCUGAAAAUACGAUGGAACAUGGUAUAGACAUUUCAAAUGAUUUGAAAAGGAAGAAUGAAAGCGCUACUGGCCAAGAUGUAGAAACUUCAGGAGAUUUAAGUGAGAAAAUCAAUAAUGGAAGUGAUGACCCAAAGACUACUGCCAUGGAUGUAGAGAGCAAAAAUGAUGGGAAAAUAGAGGAGUUUAUAGAUGACAAUGAAAAGAUUCAAAGCAUUGUAGCAGUAGCUAUAAAAGGAGAGGUAGAUGAAAAAGAAAGUCCUGAAAGGAAUAGUUUGCUGUUGAUUCCUGAAACAAGAGAAAUGUCAGCUGAUGGAGCUGCAGUUAAUGAUGAUAAAGUGGAGAUAGAAUCUGGUGUAAAUGACAUGUGUACAGCAGAGAAAGCAGAAAACAUUAAAACUUUUGAGGAUAUUAAACAUGAAAUGGAUCAGAAAUAUUUGGAAGAAGAAUCGGUGAAAGCCAAAGAAUUGAAGCAAAUUGAAAAUAACCCUGGCAAAUAUAUGAACAAAACUCUCUUGAGAAGUAAAUUGAAUGGUAGCAUAGAUGUUGAGAGUGUGGAGGCAAGUGAACAAGUCAUUAGUAAUGAAACAGACAAAUAUGACAGGAAUUUUAAAUCUGAUUUAGAUGGAAGGAAAAUGGAAAAUUUAAGAAGGGGGAAGUUUCCUCCACUCAAAUGUGAAGUUGAUAAAAAUUUAGAUCUCUCAGAAGAUGAAAUGUGUUUUACAGAAGACUCUGAUGAUGACAGGGAUUUUUCAGAGUUUGAUAAGCUGUAUUUGAAGAAUAUAUCUGGUAAAAAUAUUAAAGAGAAUGGGAAAGACUUGUUGAAGUUUGCAGAAGUACUUUAUAAGUGCACGUUAUGCACUUCAAUCCCAUCCAUCCUUACAUCAGAAGACAGUUUCAUCAAACAUGUGAACAGGCAGCAUUUGUCUGAAGAUUCACACUGCCACACAUGUAAAAUGUGCUCAUUAAAGGUUAGAACUGAAGAAGAUUUAAAAGAACAUGUGAUCUAUUCACAUACAGGAAGUGAUGAAAACCUGUCAUGUGACUUUACAGGAAGUGACAUCACAGGGUCACAUGAUCAGAUGAUUGACAGUAACAAUGAUAGUGAUUCCGAUUCAUCUGGUCAUAGACAGUUAAGAGCAAAAGUGAUAAAAAGAAGUAAACCAGUCCAAGAUUUUGAAAGUCCCAAACAGUUGGUUGAUCAUACAGGGAUUGAAACCUUGAAUGGUUCUCUAGAUCUGACACAGAAACAUUUUUAUGAAAACAGAGAACCAGACAAAGUAAAAAAGAAUAAAACUAAUAAAGACAGUAGUGUGAUAGAUAUUAAACAGAUAACUGAUCAGAUCAUAAAGUCUGAUGUUCAGGGAAGGAAUGUUUCUAACGGCAACCUGGCAAAAUUGCCAUUCAACCCAAGUUUUACAGCAGAAUUUGGGAAGUACACAAAGUUGGUCAGAGAAGGAGGAAAUAUUGUAUAUUUCUGCCAAAUCUGCAACUGGAAAUCACCAAUCAAAACAACAUUUCAGGUUCAUUGUAAUAUGUCAGCUCAUAAAAAUAAAGUUUUGUCAGCCGAAAACCCCGAAGAUAAUCAUGAUUCAAAUUCUAAAAGUCCCAAAUGCUGUGAAAAAAAUCUGAGCCCAAAUUUAAAAACUGAGAAUUCUAAAGAUAAUGGCAAGAGACCUUACUCUGCGCAGGAUAUUUCUGUAGGACCCAGAAUGCCAGAUCAAAAUUUAUUCUACAAUUUCAUCAUGAGGCCAAAGGCAGUAACUCAGUGUAGAGGGCGAACACCUAUUGUCUCCCCUUAUGGUACAAGCAGUUUUAUUGAAGAUGCGAGAUUUACAUAUAAAAGACCAAAUGAACACCCGGUUGAUUUGGCAAUGAAAAAAAGAAAGAGGCUUUUGAAACAUUCUAAAUUUGGACGGAAUUCAGAUUCGGAUAGUGAUGACAGCAGGGACAAUAAAAUUUGCUUGUCGACGAAAUCUAGUCAUUCCUCUAAUAUGACUCUGUUGAGACAAAAGCUACUGGAAGGUAGGUGUGGUAAUAAGCAGUCAAAUAAGGGAAAGGAGCGCCAAAUUGUUUGUGAAAAUUCCAACUUUCCAGCAGAUUUAUCCAAUGGUUCCAAUCCAAAAAGAUCUGAAUAUUGUAGCAAAACUUUGGAAUUAACUUCAUUUAAGAAAGAAAAGCUUGAUUACGUAGGAACUGAUGGAGUUAAUUGGAAUAAAAGACAGAACUAUCCUGAAAUGGAUGGAAACCAUUCUAAUCGCUUUGUGGAAAAAGAUGGUAUUUCUUAUUUGUCUGAGUCUAGAUAUAGGACAAAGAUCAAGGAUGAGGUUAAGAUGUCAGACUCAUUACUUACACAAUAUAAAUGUCAUGCUUGUUCAUUUAGAUAUUCAGAAGUGGAUGAAUAUGAAAGACAUUUUGACAAAGUACAUAAAUCCUCUGUUGGAAACUUACUUAGUCAUGGUUCCCGAGGGCCCAUGUGGCCUCAGGGACUUGAUGACUCUGGGUCUGGUUCCAGGUUUGGGAUGGAUUCUGGGAUAGGUGCUGAAGGAAAAGGGGAACCAUUUGGAGGGAGAAAUGUAGACCAGACUGUUUCAGGGAGUUGUGAGAUGGGAGAAAACUGGAGAGUGCAGAAACUGAAAGAAGUACUGCCAGAUUAUGUGGUUGAGUGUGAUCGCGGCAAUACAUCUCGAGACUACCUGCUACAGUGUAUCAGCAGCUCCUCUGGUAUACAGGAUGCCGUACUUUGGUCAUCGGCAUGUAAUCGAGCAAUGAGGGAGCUGUAUCCAAACAGUCAGGCACAGAGAAAGGGAAAAUACAAAAAAACUUACUACUUUGGGAUUUCCAUGUUGGAUGCAUACCAAAUACAAGAGGAGCUCCCUGGAACAGAAGGGGAAUCCCCACUUUACCAGCCUCAUAGGGACAUCAAUAUUGACAUGGAAAAAAUUGUAGAACAUCUUCCUUCCAUUUUAAAAUGGACAGGAAAUAUGGAUUCUGGUGUUCACCGGCAAGACUUGCUUUUACUGCUCUGUGAUGUCAUACAGGACUCGGACGUGAGCAACUGGGGAGCGCAGUGCAAUCGUGCCAUACGUCUUGUAUUCCCAAACAUUGAUAUGAAGAGGAAAGGCAAAUAUAAAACUACCAUGUAUCAAGGCGUGGAGUUCCAGAAAGAUGUUUUGAAGAGACUUGCAAAAUACAACAACCAUUUUGUUGAUCUACAGAAUGCAGACCUAAGUAACAGGAAAAGUCCAGUUAAUAAUCCAGUAGAAAGUAACUUUAUUCCGAAAGAACAUAAAAGGGGGAAAACUCUUGAAAGAUUACUUACAAGGGACAGUAACUCUCCAGAGAUUGUACCACAUUUUGAACAAAUUGAUACUAAAAAUAGAUCACCUGUGUUGACUUAUCCGCAAUGGAUGAAGAAAGAAGACCAAAUUGAAAUGGGACAAUAUCUGGCCAAAUUUGGGGGAGUUUCAAUGUUCGAGACACAAAAUGGUUCACCAGGGUUGGAUGAGUGUAAUGAUGUAUGUGAUAAAGUGACAUUUAAUCAGGGUGAUGAUAAAUCUGGUGUUAAUGUACCAGUAGAUCAGGGUGAUAAAAAGUCUGAUACUGAUGUAGCGGUGGAUCAUGGUGAUGACAAGUGUGGUAUUAAUGUACCAGUUGAUCAGGGUGAUGAUAAUGAUGGGGAUGAUGAAGAAGAAUCUCUUGACAGCGUGCAGAUCCAGUGAAAAUUUUAUACUGAUAUGUAGUAGUGAUCUGACUGUUAACAUGCAUUUUUUUACUUAAUUUUUUUGCAUGACUCAGUGAUAGAAACAGUCUCAGUAUGUUACAGACUUUCAUAAAUCAAUCUAGUAUAGGUACAAAAUCUAAAUAUUGUUUUUUAAAAUAGUAUGCAUAUUUCAUUACAUACAAUUUGGAAAGUGCAUACAGAGGUAUUUUUGGAGUGAGGUACCCUUUCUUACCCCAAGCAAACAGUUUACUGUCCCAUCAGUUUUGUUAGGUUACAUAUGAAUUCCUCAGAAACUGAUACAGGCAUGAUUAUGAAACAUAACACAGGAUUUUAAGGCCACACAACAAGUUCACAGACCAGGUUCCAUAACUCUGACUUGUUUUUGACAAAUUUUGCACUUCCAAAAAUAUUCUAAAGUUGACAUUAAAAUUCUUCAGUAUGUCUAAAACCUGUUGUCAUGCAUUGAAUUGAAACUUCAUUACACCGUUUUGAGUCCUAAUACAAGUUAACAAAUCAGGUUCCAUAACUCUUCGUUUUAUUUUGACAAAAUUAUUCCCCAUGUUGACUUAAAAAACAUGGCAAAAUUUUUGUUCUCCUUGAAUAUCGCUAAAACAUGUAAAGGUAUUGCAUGAAAACUUCUCGGUAAUAUAAAGCUCUGGACUUCUCACAGCCAACUGACACAACUCCCAUAACUUUACUUGGCCAAAAAUGCAAUUACAGAAAUAAGUUCCCAAAGCAUGUUAAAGAUUCCUCGAGUAUUAUUUGGCAUUUUGUAUCAUUGUUGGUUGCCUUAUUUAUGAACACACAUUUUGCAAAGUGACGGUCAUCCAUGAACAUUUUUCUUUAGACAACAGUCUCUGGUUGGAUCUUACAAAUUUGGCAGGCAUGUUAUUGAAGUGUGCUGUUUAAUUCAUUUUCUGAGCAUUUAACUCCACAUGUGACAUUAAUCUUUGUAAAAAAAAGACUGCAGGCGUUUAUUUCAUUUGAUAUAAUCAUAUGAUACAUUUGUAUAUGUGCUACAAGAUUGGAGCGGAAUUCAAUCUGCAGCUAUUAGUAAUUACUGUAUAGUCAUUUAUUAGUGGUAAAAUUAGGUUGGUUUUCUGUAAAAGUAUUUACAGCUCAUAAAGGAAUUCUGUAUGAUAAUGGGAUGUAAAAUAUGCCAGAAAGAGACAAGGGAGGAUUAACCAAGUGUAUAAAACAUAAAAAAAAAACUUCGAAUUUUAGUUUAAUUAUAGUUGCCACAGGCAACUCCACUUGAAGAAUGUUAGUUAUUGCUGGAUUUUUUUUCCGAGCCUAAUUCAACAUACAGAAGAUUCACUUUUAAUCCUUAUCAUGCUGGACACAAUUGAUCCUGCCUUUGCGACCAGUGUAGAUCAUGGUCAGCCUGCACAUCCAUGCAGUCUGAUCAAGAUCUGCACUGUUUGCCAUUCAGCCAGUAUCUUUUUGGUAAGCACCCCUUUUAACAGUUAAUGGCACUGUCCAAAUUGACAGAUGGACAAGUUCAUUAUAGAAAUUCAGAAGAGUAAGGGUUAAUGGAUUACUAUUCUUAAAGUUGAAAGGUGUAAGCAUUCUCACUCUUAAAUAAAAACAACUAGAAAAACAAAUAAAAACAAGAAGCCUGACCUCCAAAUUUAAGAGGCUAGUGCAUUGUGUGCCAGCAUGGUUUUUUAUCCUCAAGGGCUGUACCAGUAAUCUUCAGCAUGCAUAUUUGUCAAUAUCCUUGUGUAAAUGUGAUUUAAAUUGACACUGUCUUCAGAUAAUGUCUUUUACGUAGUCUAUGAUAUUGCUGUGCCAUAGCAAGUGCAACAUGCACACAAUUUUCGUUCUUUUAUUAUAUUGUUAUUACGCAAUCCAUCUUAGAUUUGUUCUUCUAAAUUGAAGUGUGCCUAGCCAUACAUCUGAUUAAAAAAUAAUGAUUGUGUAUUUUUUGUCGUUGUGUAAAAUCAGUGCUUGUAUUUAUAAAGCUUUUUCUAGUCUUAAUUUGUCCUAAUAUUAGGUUUUGGUUAGCUUAAUUUAUGAAUGUUAACCUUUAGCCUGCUCAAGGUGAUUGAUUCUGCCUUUGCGACCAGUGCAGACCAAGAUCAGCCUGCACAGAUUCAUGGUCUGCAUUCAGUCAGUCAAUUUUCAGUGAACACCUCUUCAAAUAAUAAGUGGUACUGCCCAGAUUGAAUGAUGGAACUGUCCAUUUUAGUAAUAUAGCAAGGUAAUGGUUAAAAUGCAUUUGAAGUUUUAAAAGCAAUUCCAGCUUACUUUCUCUCAUUACAAGUGGUUUUCAUCUUUAAAACACAUAUUUAAACUCUAAUUUAAGGUAGUUUUGCAUGUUUGGAUCCAAAAUUUUUAUAUAGUGUAGAAUAUGACUUAACCAGGAUUUGAAUGAAACAUCAUGGUAUAUAUUGCAACAAAACUUUUAAAAAGUGAUCAAUAACACCGAUUGAUGUUCCCCGAAAUUACUGUAACAUAAGGGGCUUUUCUGUCACAGAGGUUGUACUAAGGAGAAAUGUGUUCAGCAAGAGUUGUAGUUCUUUAAUACUGCACUCCCUCUCACUGAUCUCUAUGAAUAUGUAAAGUAUCAAGUGAAUACCUUACAUAGUAAUCCAGUUACGCCCAGUACAAGGUUUUCAAAAAAGGGAGAUAAUUAAAAAAUACGACCACCUAGUGUUAUGGUUUCCUGUCACUGCUGCUUACUCUCACUGACCUCUAUGAAUAUUUAAAGUAUCAAGUCAAUACCUUGCAUAGUCUUCAAUUUAUGUCCCAGACAAGGUUUU